AUGUUUCAGAGCACGGAGCCCUACCUGCAGGAGUACAUCUCGCUAGACCUGGGUAAGGAGCUAGAGGCCGCGGGAUUCAGGAAUCCGGAGGUCCGGUCCAACUCCACACGGCACCGCACGUGUGUAGCCUACGUCGACAAAUACCUUGUCGAGCACAAAUGGAGAUUCGACGCUGCUCGCAACAAGGUGCGGUUGGAGACAAAGUUUGUGAAUAAGAAGAGCCCCAAUAGGCCCUCGGAUAAGGAAACACGUUACGUCGAGAACACUGAAGAGGCUGUAAGCUCGGAAGCGUUAGAGAUGGCUGACAGAGUUCUGAAGAAGAAGCGAGAUGUGUUCCUGCGGGAGAACGGGGGGGACGCUGGUGGCAGCAGCAGCGGCAAGAAGAGGCGGAGGAACGCUGACGACGAACUAGCUGACCCAGUCAUCGUGGCUUUGCGGGGUGGCGGAAGGACUCGAUCUGGGGUGGAAACGGGCAAGCCAGAUGAACAAGAGGAUGCGGAAAGUUUCCUGGCUUUCUUGAACAGCAAGGAGUCAUCAAGCGACGCACUAGAAUUCUUGGCAUCUAAGGGUUUGGACGCUGCGAAGGAAGUCCGUCGCCGUAUUCGAGAGCUGGACGUUUUGGCAAGGGUCGGAGCUUCGUUGAAGAGAGCGAUUGAGCAGGCGCAGAAGCAACGAAGCACCAGCGACGGGCAUCGAACAUGGCAAACACUUCUCACUGCGGCGGCCUUCAUGGUCGAAGAUGAGGAGGGCUCGCAGCUAUCGGCCCAACGGACGGCCGCCGCGAUUAACGUCCGCAGACAGAGCUUUAACUUCGCGGUAGGCCGUGCCAAAAAGUUGAACCCCGAUGUCCGUCCGACCGAGGCGUUGAAGGACGGUGUCUACUGGUUCUCCCCCCGAGCCAAGAGGAGCGACGCAGCCAGCGAUGAACUGGUAUCGUUAAUGCGGCAAUACUGGCACACGGACGAGGUGUCGCGCGCGAGCGGCAACUCGGCCGACCGUGACAUGUGGAUUUCGUCCAAGUCCCCCAACGCUGAACGCCAUCCUAGGCGGCAGCUCAUCGAAGUGGGCGGGGGCGACGCGGUGUACGCGAAGUUCCUCAAGUGGGCGGACUACAGGAGCUUCAAGUCACGACAGGGGCCCGAAUUCACUGACCCCGGCCGCACGCUCUUCCUAUCGACGCGGUGCAAGUGCCUAACCCUUCCUGUCAUGGAACAGUGUGCGUGCAAGAUCCACUCGCAACAGGUGCUGUACAUCGAGGCGUUGGCGAACGUCGACAUGGCCAGCCACGGAGACUGCUCGUGCCGAUGGUGCACCGUGGACGGAGGCAGCAAAUGGCGGGAGACUUGGAAGCACCUAGGAACUUUCUCCGAUGCGAUCGCUUGCCCGAAGGUGAACUUGCGUGCAGAGGACCCGGAAGAUAAUGUUGGGUUCAUGGGGCGGAAACCGGAAUGUAGCGCCUUCAAGUGCAAGGAGUGUGGGUUCGGGGGGGCCAAGGGAAUCCCCACCUGCACCAGGCUGGAGACUUCUCAGAAGACGGUCGAGUGGAAGGAGUUCGAGGAUGUGAUCACGGUGCCUGCUUCGGCAGAUGGGAAGAUCAAAGCCAAGAAGCUCGCGAACCAGACCAUUCCCAAAGAGGGCAGGCUCUGCGACCUGUGGAAGGCCUUCAAACAGGACAGCAAGCUUUACAUGGCUCAUCACGCGACCGCCAAGUGGCAGAGGCACUGCCACGGGCGUUGCUUGGAGACGUUCCAGGACGGCGACCUUGUCAUUGAGACAGACACCACUUCGUGGGGGCCAACACUCCCAGGAACGACGCGCAAACCACGACGGAAGACCCCGAAGACAUCAAGCUGGCGCUGA
Ectocarpus sp. CCAP 1310/34 is the source of this 1860-nucleotide messenger RNA. The record is from the annotation of a GenBank genome assembly. Lineage: Eukaryota; Phaeophyceae; Ectocarpales; Ectocarpaceae.